This is a messenger RNA of Bathycoccus prasinos, 978 nucleotides long. RefSeq names its product sialyltransferase. The record is from RefSeq and is a predicted model, not a curated record. The coding region runs from base 1 to 978 and encodes 325 amino acids. Lineage: Eukaryota; Viridiplantae; Chlorophyta; Mamiellophyceae; Mamiellales; Bathycoccaceae. The transcript has a single exon. Gene Ontology annotation, molecular function: sialyltransferase activity.
AUGAAAGCUUUGAAGAAGGUUCCGCUUCGUUGGUUCGUCAAAGUUUCGUUCCUUUUCUUAGCUCUUUGCUUGAUAUCUAUAUUUCCACGUUUGCUUCAUGAGAAAAGUAUCAAAAGUAACAGAGUUGAAGGUGUAUACGAAGCUAAUGAAUUUGAAAAGAGUGCUUGGAAUUUGGCAUAUUCUCCAGAAAGUAUUAAGAAAAAAGGUGGAGAUCCGUGCAAAGUUGGAUGGCCUGGACCGGAGUGUCCAAAGGUUCCUGAAGGAGGUAUUUCUGAUAAUGAGAGAGAUUUCAUUGUUGACGCUCUGCAUUCGGCUCUAUCUGCCGAAAAUAGUUGCAGAUUUUCUUUUCAGAGCUGCUCUUUAGGUUCGGUUGGGCAAAAUGGACUUGGAAAAUGCGCUGUUGUCGGACUUUCUGAUACACUUGGGCUUUAUGGUUCACUAAUUGAUUCUCAUGAUACUGUUUUCAGGAUAGGGUUUCUACCCCUGGAAAGAUAUAAGCAUCGUACUGGAGUAAAAACUAACUAUACUCUUUGUAGAGGCUUUCACAAAAAGACUGAAAAUUGUCUGCUAAGGGUUCCAAUCGACGUAUAUGGCCGUUCGCCAAUUAUUCUUUCGAAUCCUUCGGGAAAACAUGAAACAAUAAUUAUUUUGAAACCUCUACAAGAAUUGGAAAUGCUUGACGCAACCAUAAAGAAAAAUAUGUAUAUAGGUUUUCUUGUGAGUUCAAAAACGAAAUUGCGUUUCUCAGCUCUUUCACAUGGUUUUCGAAAGAGUACUGGAUUUGCUUAUGUUUAUCACAUCCUAGCUUCACGAAUAUGCAGUAGCAUCUCCCUUUUCGGGUACUCCAGGGAUAGGAACCAUUCACAUUUUUUUAAUGAUAUCGAAGGUGGAUUUCUUAAAGUUGCUCCAAUUGAUGCCAUACACUCACCUAAGUUUGAAUCUGAUGUCCUGGAAAUAUUAGGAGUUAAAAUUUUUUGA